UGGUUGAUCUCUAUUUUACUCCUCUGUGAUUUCAGAAGAGUCGGCAAACGAAGAAAUAGAUUCGAUUGAAAGCCGCCUCUCUGUCGUGCUAGAUUAGGGUUUCGAAACUGAUGGCUGAAGAAGCUAAAGCUAAAGGUAACGCGGCAUUCUCCGCUGGGCGUUUUGAAGAAGCAACUCGAUUCUUCUCCGAAGCAAUCGACCUCGCCCCUACAAAUCAUGUUCUCUACUCCAACCGUUCAGCUGCUUACGCAUCCCUUCACAAAUACAAUGAAUCGCUUGUUGAUGCCAAGAAGACAGUCGAAAUCAAGCCCGACUGGUCUAAGGGUUACAGUCGCCUCGGGGCGGCUCAUGUUGGUCUCGGCAGUUUCGAUGAGGCAAUCGCUGCUUACAAGAAGGGCCUCGAGCUGGACCCCAACAAUGAAGCCUUGAAAUCAGGCCUUGCUGACUCUCAGUCUGCUGCUUCACGAUCUCGUGCUCCUCCAUCUUCGGCGCCUCCCUUCGGAAAUAUAUUUCAAGGGCCAGAGUUGUGGGCCAAAUUGACGGCUGAUCCGUCGACCAGGGGAUAUCUUCAACAGCCCGAUUUUGUGAAGAUGAUUCAAGAUUUGCAGAGGAAUCCUAAUAAUAUGAGUAUGUAUUUGGCGGAUCAGAGGAUGAUGCAAGCUCUGGGUGUUUUGCUUAACAUUAAAAUGAGGUCUCCAUCGCCUGGAGAAAUGGAGGUGCCUGAGACGGAGGAGGAGGCGGAGGCAGAGUCAGAGAAGCAACCAGAGCCUGAGCCGUCAAAACAGCCGGAGCCUGAACCAGAGCCUGAGCCGGUGGUGCUUUCUGAAGAGAAGGAGGCAAGGGAAAGGAAGGCACAUGCACAGAAGGAGAAGGAGGCUGGCAAUGCGGCAUAUAAGAAGAAAGAUUUUGAGACGGCAAUUCAGCAUUAUACUGAGGCAGUGGAGUUGGAUGAUGAAGAUAUUUCGUUCCUUACUAACAGGGCUGCUGUUUACUUGGAGAUGGGAAAGUACGAGGAAUGCAUCAAAGAUUGUGAUAAAGCUGUUGAGAGGGGCAGGGAGCUGCGCUCAGACUUCAAGAUGGUUGCAAGGGCAUUGACUAGGAAGGGAACUACCUUGGCGAAGAUGGCAAAAUGCUCAAAGGACUAUGAGCCUGCAAUUGAGGCCUUCCAGAAAGCUCUUACUGAGCAUCGUAAUCCAGACACACUGAAAAAGCUGAAUGAUGCUGAGAGAGCAAAGAAAGAACUUGAGCAGCAAGAAUAUUUUGAUCCACAAUUAGCAGAUGAAGAGCGUGAGGAAGGAAAUGAGUGUUUCAAGCAACAAAAGUAUCCAGAGGCUGUCAGGCAUUACACACAAGCUCUGAGGAGGAACCCAAAAGAUCCAAGGGUGUAUAGUAAUAGGGCGGCAUGCUACACAAAGCUGGGGGCAAUGCCUGAGGGAUUGAAGGAUGCAGAGAAGUGCAUUGAACUUGAUCCAACCUUUUCAAAAGGGUAUACAAGGAAAGGUGCAGUCCAGUUCUUCAUGAAGGAAUAUGACAAAGCACUGGAAACGUACCAGGAGGGAUUGAAACAAGACCCCAACAACCAGGAAUUGCGCGAUGGAGUGCGGAGAUGUAUUGAGCAGAUCAACAAGACUAAUCGUGGGGAUAUAAGCCCAGAGGAAUUGAAAGAGAGACAGGCUAAGGGUAUGCAGGAUCCAGAGAUACAGAAUAUAUUGUCUGAUCCUAUUAUGAGACAGGUGUUGACUGAUUUCCAGGAGAACCCAGGUUCAGCCCAGGAACACUUGAAGAAUCCCCAAGUGAUGAACAAGAUACAGAAACUAGUCAGCGCAGGGAUUGUUCAACUCAAAUAAGGAGUUUUGAAAGGGAAGGUGGAGCAUCAACACCAAGUGUUCGUCUCAUUUACUGUUACUCCACAUUGUGUAUUUGAUUCUAUGAAUUCAGCAAGGGCACUGAUUUUGAUUUAAGAAUUUUUGAAUUAGUCUAAUUUUUAUUUA
Molecule: messenger RNA, 1991 nt
Organism: Telopea speciosissima
Lineage: Eukaryota; Viridiplantae; Streptophyta; Magnoliopsida; Proteales; Proteaceae
Product: hsp70-Hsp90 organizing protein 2-like
Exons: 7
Coding region: 111-1847 (578 amino acids)
Molecular function (GO): Hsp90 protein binding
Source: RefSeq, a predicted model, not a curated record